Messenger RNA from Syngnathoides biaculeatus (alligator pipefish), 3816 nucleotides. RefSeq names its product RAR-related orphan receptor A, paralog a (gene roraa). Bases 242 to 1801 code for a protein of 519 amino acids. NCBI's taxonomy places the organism in Eukaryota, Metazoa, Chordata, Actinopteri, Syngnathiformes, Syngnathidae. Gene Ontology annotation, molecular function: nuclear receptor activity; zinc ion binding; RNA polymerase II cis-regulatory region sequence-specific DNA binding. Gene Ontology annotation, cellular component: nucleus. Gene Ontology annotation, biological process: regulation of transcription by RNA polymerase II. The transcript has 11 exons. The record is from RefSeq and is a predicted model, not a curated record.
CCUUUUUUUUUUUUUUUUUUUUUUUCCUUAGUUUGCAUGAGUGGAGCGCUCACUAGCGCUGCCAGCGGACAAUCAAACCCGCACACCCACCUCCACACGCUCGCAUUUCUCAUAUUGUUACUUCUACUCCAAAUUACAUCGCCGAGGCUUGGUGGAGCGGAGGGGGGGAAAGAAAACACAACGAAGAGAACAUAGUUUGAAGUGCACGCCGCGUCUAGGCAGCGAAACCACCACAUCCAACAUGGAGUCCCCGCCUGAUCCAGCGAGCGACCCGGGCAACAGCGCCUCGGAGCCGGCUACCCCGGUCAGGGAAACCCCGGUAAGCCUGGAGACGCUCCGGAAAGCAGACCAUCCAGCCCCGGUUCGAAGGCAGACCUGCUCGAGCACCAAUAGAGGUAUAUCUGUUACAAAGAAGACACACACGUCUCAAAUCGAAAUAAUUCCCUGCAAGAUCUGUGGAGACAAAUCAUCAGGCAUCCAUUACGGUGUGAUAACAUGUGAAGGCUGUAAGGGCUUCUUCAGGAGGAGUCAGCAGAGCAAUGCAGCCUACUCGUGCCCCCGUCAGAAGAAUUGCCUGAUCGACCGCACCAGCCGCAACCGCUGCCAGCACUGCCGGCUGCAGAAGUGCCUGGCGGUGGGCAUGUCACGAGAUGCGGUGAAGUUUGGCCGCAUGUCCAAGAAGCAGCGAGACAGCCUCUACGCUGAGGUCCAGAAGCACCGGCUCCAGCAGCAGCAGCGGGACCACCAACAGCAGCCCGGGGAGGCGGAGCCUCUCACACCCAGCUACGGCCUCUCGGCCAACGGCCUCACGGAGCUCCACGACGACCUCAGCGGUUAUAUGGACGGCCACACCCCCGACGGCACCAAACCGGACUCGGCCGUCAGCAGCUUCUACCUGGAUAUCCAGCCCUCCCCGGACCAGUCCGGCCUGGACAUCAACGGCAUCAAGCCCGAGCCCAUCUGCGACUUUGCCCCCGGCUCUGGCUUCUUCCCUUAUUGCUCCUUCACCAACGGAGAAACCUCCCCGACCGUGUCCAUGGCAGAACUCGAGCACUUGGCCCAAAAUAUCUCCAAAUCACACAUGGAGACAUGUCAGUACCUGAGAGAAGAACUGCAGCAGAUGACCUGGCAAGCCUUCCUGCAGGAGGAGGUGGAGAGCUACCAGAGCAAGCCGCGGGAAGUCAUGUGGCAGCUGUGUGCCAUCAAAAUAACCGAGGCCAUUCAGUAUGUGGUGGAGUUCGCCAAGCGCAUCGAUGGCUUCAUGGAGCUGUGUCAGAACGAUCAGAUAGUGCUGCUCAAAGCAGGCUCUUUGGAAGUCGUGUUUGUCAGAAUGUGUCGUGCCUUUGACUCGCAAAACAACACGGUCUAUUUUGACGGAAAGUACGCCGGGCCAGAUGUGUUCAAGUCAUUAGGCUGUGACGACUUGAUCAGCUCCGUCUUCGAGUUUGGGAAAAACUUGUGUUCGAUGCACCUGUCUGAGGAUGAGAUCGCCCUGUUCUCUGCCUUUGUGUUGAUGUCUGCUGACCGAUCCUGGCUCCAGGAGAAGGUGAAAGUGGAGAAACUUCAGCAGAAGAUUCAGUUGGCUCUCCAGCACGUCCUGCAGAAGAACCACAGAGAGGACGGUAUUCUUACAAAGUUGAUAUGCAAAGUGUCGACACUGCGGGCGCUGUGCAGUAGGCAUACAGAAAAGCUUACGGCUUUCAAAGCAAUAUACCCAGACAUUGUGCGCGCCCACUUCCCCCCCUUAUAUAAGGAGCUGUUCGGAUCAGACUUUGAGCAGUCCAUGCCCGUUGACGGGUAGCGUCCCUGCCAGGUGCCAGAGCGCCCACCGUAGGGGAAUGUGGAGGAGGAAUCUGAGACACUUUAUAUUGGUGCCCCGCACAAGUCGGAGUGGACAAGAUAGCACGCUGCUCGACAUCUUCUUUUUCAUCGAAGAGUAGGGCUGAUGGAGUUGAUUCUCAAGGUUUACUUCAGUGGUUCUCAUUGGAAGACUCAGGGGGAGCCGACACCCCGUCCAACACGAGGACAAACAAUUUCCGCUCAGUCGAACAUGACCAUCUUUUGCGCAUUUCUCAGACGAUGGGUGUCAAUCGUGCGUUCGUUCACCGGGACUUAGUGUAACUCUGUUUUGAUGUAUCGGGUUUUAAAAUUGUGUAAAUCGUUUAGUUUGCUGUUCAAACCUUUCAUUAAGCACCUAAACGUUUGUUAUUUUUGAGAAAACGGCAAUAAUUGUCUCUUUUCAGAGCAGUUGCACACAUUCAAAUACGAAAUGCGCACAUUUUGGUCACGUUCUGCUCUUUUUUUUUUUUCCUUUUCUUUCUCGUGUUCUGUCAAUCUUCUGGAUGGAUUGCUUGGGACGUAAACUCACAGCAACUUGGAGGGAGGCUCCGUAGGCACGGUGAUGCAAUCGGCACCUCUCUAUGGACAAUCGUUUGAAGAGUUUUAAAAAAAACAAAAAAAACAACAACAACAACAGGAAAAAAGAUACUCAGAAUUCUGGUAAUUCUACUGAAAUGAUUUUAGCUGUCAAAAACCUCCAUCCACCAUUGUUGCAUAGUGAAAUCAUGUAAGGCCAUCUGCUAUUAAUCCUUCUCUGGACGGGUGCCCCAGAGAAGCACGGGGCACCAACACAAUGAAAAGGGUCCAUUCCACCUGUUUUAUAAUGUACUACAGGGUAUAUGGUCAUAAGUACUUACUAUACAGAAAAAAGUAAUGUUUAUAGAAUCUAUUUUAAAUAACAUGUAUGAUAUUCGUAGUUAGACGAUUCUUAAUUGUGCAAUUGAUAAGGCACUUUUCUUUACACCUUUGUUUAAUUUAAGACUUGUAUAUUUACCUAGUGAUGUGUUGCAUGUGCACAAGAAGAAAUACAAGUUGAACCACGGCCACGGAGGCUAGUCCUGGGAGUUGGAGAUGGUCAUGUCUUGGGAGGGGGUCGGCGGGUCAGUGUUGCUGCUUUGCUGGCGAUGAGAAGGCAGAUGAGAGACUUGGGGAAAAAAAAAAACACCUUUUCAGAUCAUUUAUCUGUAAGACACAUAUUGACAUAGUAAAUGAGCACAUAAAAAAAAGUAAUGGCACGUAGCACAAUGAGAUGAUAGUGCUCAGUUUUGAUUAAUAUUCUCAUGACAAUGUUUAUUAUUCUGGUUGCAGUUUUGUGGAGAAACCAUACUGUGAGCGUUUUUUUUUCAACAUAAUUUGCUGCUCACAAUUCAAUAAGGGAGGUAAAAUAGUAGAAACGCCUGUUAUGACAAUGCCGUACUGUAAAAAUUCUGGAACAUCCCUCCAUAUUAAUGAAGUUUCAUCUAUUAUUCGUCACCACUGCAAAUUGGAAUCACAAUACUUACUGUAGCAUAUUUUAAAAUUGAUUGCACUGCACCAGGGUCUAUCAAAACUGAGCAUUUGUAUUAAGUCUAUUUGGCUCACUUUCAACAUGUGAUUUAAACAUCAGCACACAACCAAAUACGAUCAUACCCACGGUUAUUGGUUAUUCAUAGCCUGGCCAAGUUAGUGAGUUAAAAUGACAACUUCCCAUCACUGGUCUGCAUUUUUUAAUUUUUCUUGAGUACAAGCCUCGUGUGGUCCCUUGGGACUACCGGGUGGUCUCCGAGGGCACCAUGUUUUUGACCCCUGUCCUAAAUUUUCACACCCUAUCCCAUAUCCAUCGUUCUAAAUGUUCAGACCGUAUUAUGCCGUUGAGUAUAAUGCGCACCCCCAAAAUUGUCCUCAAAUAUUAGGAAAACACUUCUACUGGUGUAUACUGCGUAAUGUCGAUUUGCUGCUAUCAACAUUCUAAAACAAUAAAGUAUUAUCCAUAUUUUC